Messenger RNA from Diaporthe batatas, 2455 nucleotides. RefSeq lists its product as uncharacterized. Gene Ontology annotation, biological process: secondary metabolite biosynthetic process; fatty acid biosynthetic process. The transcript has 2 exons. The coding region runs from base 1 to 2403 and encodes 800 amino acids. The record is from RefSeq and is a predicted model, not a curated record. Gene Ontology annotation, molecular function: phosphopantetheine binding; fatty acid synthase activity; oxidoreductase activity. Lineage: Eukaryota; Fungi; Ascomycota; Sordariomycetes; Diaporthales; Diaporthaceae.
AUGGGGGCAAUAACGACCCAGGUCUUGCAUCUGUCCAACGCUACCAGCCUGCAUCAUGGUCCGUCACUUGCCACACAGAUCAUCACUGCGAAGAACCCCAAGAACGAAGACGAGUUCCAUGAGCAUGAUGGUCUUCUACGGAUUCCGAGGAUCUUCGAGGGUGACAAUGAGAACCUGGCCAUCAAGCACCACCUGUUUGACUCGGUCCGCGAGGCGACCGUCAUGCCUGAAGAGGCCCUGAGGCUCACAGUUGGCAAGCCGGGCCUCUUGGACACACUUGACUAUGUUGAGGAUGACCGGCUGCUUUCAGACCUGGCCAGCCAUGAAAUAGAAGUGCAGGUCAAGGCCACAGGCAUCAACUUCCGAGACAUCAUGGCAGCUAUGGGGCUCAUUCCCAUGACCGUCCUGGGCCUGGAAGGCAGUGGGAUAGUCACCAAGGUAGGUUCCCAGGCGGCAAGCCAUUUCGGAGUCGGCGACCGCGUGAGCUUCAUGGGGCUCGGAGCCCACGCUACUCGGUGUCGAACGGACUACCGGCUGGCAGUCAAGAUCCCGGACAGCACGACUUUCCCCGAGGCAGCGGCCCUUCCCAUCGUGUACAUCACGGCGUACCAUGCAUUAGUCAACCAAAGCAGGUUGAGAAAGGGAGAGUCAGCAUUAAUCCACGCUGCAGCGGGCGGAGUUUGGCAGGCAGCAAUCCAGGUAGCCCAACGCCUGGGCCUGGUGAUAUACACCACGGUAGGGUCUCAAAAAAAGCGCAAGCUGCUCACAGAUACAUAUGGCAUCCCCGAGGAGCACAUAUUCUACUCGCGUGAUGCCAGCUUCGCGAAGGACAUUAUGCGUGUCACCGGGGGCCGUGGGGUGGAUUGCGUCCUGAACUCCCUCUCGGGCGAGCUGCUCAAGGCCUCCUGGGAAUGUCUCGCCCCCUUUGGCACCAUGAUCGAGAUUGGCCUCCGUGAUAUCCUCGACAAAGAAUACCUGGAUAUGCGCCCGUUUGCCAAGGGCACAACGUUCACCUUCCUGGAUACGUUUGGCCUCCUGAAGGAGAAGCCAGACUACCUCGGAGGCGAUUUGAAGGACGCUUUCUAUUUCAUCCGUGAAAACUCGCUCCAGGCUCCAACCCCCCUGUCUGUGCAGCCCUUUGGCAAAGCAGGCGACACGUUCCGCACCGUCCAGCAGGGAAGACACCGCGGCAAGAUGGUGCCCUCGUUUGAGGACGACGGCCCUGCACCAGUACUGCGCAGGGCGCAGGACUCACUCAGGCUUAACCCGGAUGCUACCUACCUGCUCGUCGGCGGGCUGGGUGGUCUCGGCCGCAGUCUGGCGCGGCAUUUUGUCGAGUGCGGCGCGAGGAACAUUGCCUUCAUCUCGCGGUCCGGCGGCGAGACCCCUGAGGCACAGGCGCUCAUCCGUGAGCUUUCUGUCGCGCGCGUCAGGGCGUUGAAGGGCGACGCGACGGAUGCAGCCUCGUUCCGCGCUGCCAUUAACCAGUGCGAGAGCGAGCUCCCCGCGGUUGGGGGAGUGGUGCAGAUGGCUAUGGUACUGAGGGACACGGUGUUCGAGACCAUGUCUUAUGAUGCGUGGAACACUGGCCUCCGGCCCAAGGUGCAAGGUACGAUGAACAUCCACGACUGUUUUGGUCCUGAGAGGCCUCUCGAGUUCUUCCUCAUGUGCUCGUCUGUUUCAGGAGUCACCGGAAACAUGGGCCAGGCUCAGUACUGUGCCGGUAACACGUACCAGGACACGCUUGCCCACUAUCGCCGGUCCAAGGGCCUCAAGGCAACCUCUAUCAACCUUGGUAUCAUGCGUGACGUGGGUGUGAUCGCGGAGCAGGGAGUAACGGGCCACUACAAGAUCUGGGAGGAAGCUCUCGGCAUCCGAGAGCCCACGUUCCACGCCCUUAUCAAGGGCAUAAUCAGCCGGCAGAUGAACGAGGACCCAGCUGCCUGGCCCCCGGCCCAAGUCAUCACAGGACUGGGCACAGCAGAGAUGAUGACUGCACUGGGUUUCCAGCAGCCCUGGUACUUCAGCAAGGCGCGCUUUGAGCCGCUCGCAGUGACCAGCCCAUCAGAGAGGACAUCUGGGUCGGGCAGCGCGGGUGCUUCCUCGGUUGCUUCGAGGCUCGCAGAGGCGGAUAGUAAGGAACGUGCGGUUGAGAUCAUCACGGAGGCGCUGACAGGGAAGGUGGCCGAUAUCUUGCAGAUGCCACCCUCCGAUGUGGACCCGGAACGGCCCAUGUACCGCUGCGGUGUGGACUCGCUGGUCGCACUCGAGGUCAGGAACUGGAUCAGCAAGGAGAUGAAGGCCAGUGUGGCGUUGCUCGAGGUGCUCGCAGCCGUGCCGAUGACCGUCUUCGCCGCUACCAUUGCCGACAAGAGUGAAAUCUUUCAAUCGGCCAAGGCCUGAUCCAGGGUUAUAAUGGAGACUUGAAGCAGGAGGAGGGGAUGGGGGUGUGAUC